This is a messenger RNA of Microstroma glucosiphilum, 2647 nucleotides long. RefSeq lists its product as hypothetical. The coding region runs from base 288 to 2414 and encodes 708 amino acids. The transcript has a single exon. The record is from RefSeq and is a predicted model, not a curated record. NCBI's taxonomy places the organism in Eukaryota, Fungi, Basidiomycota, Exobasidiomycetes, Microstromatales, Microstromataceae.
CAGCGACUCCCAAGGCCACAUCGCCCGUGUACGUUGACCCACAAGAGAUUUCAGGGCGAUAAUGAGAAUAUCAACAGGCAAAGGACAGCUCGCGGGGGCUGGUGGGUUGAGGCUGCCCAGGCUGCUUCGGUGGCCCUGAGCUGGCAAGUCGCAACGGUUGUGUCGCGGACUGGGAUGGUUCCUAAUGGAUCUCAAUACUCAUAAUCAGACUCGCCAGUGCACCUCUGCAACCUUCUUCGAGGGCGCAGUCGUGAUCCUGGAGCGGCUAUCUCCACCUACCUCGACUCAUGGAGACGCCGAUAGCGCACUCGCGCUCUGGCAGCCGAGACUUCAGGGUCAAGAGGUACUCUGCCGAUCAGACGCACGCGUCCUCCUCUUCCAACCAUCAUCCGUCCUCCUCGCCAGGGAGCCACAGACACUCCUCGGCCAUCUUGGCUUCUCGUAUCCGGCCUUUCCAUGAGGACACGAAUGAGGCAACAGAGGAAGCCGGUCACACAAGCUUAGAGGGCGGCGAUGCCGCCACAGAUGAUUCCACGGACAGCUCGCCUGACCAAACGCCUCGUGGCUCACCAGAGAACAGUCCCCCUGGAACACCUCAGACGCGUCACAUGCGCUUGAUGAGCUACGACCAGGCCCUCAAUAGGGUGGCAAGCCGGCAAGCCGAGUACCCGCCAGCGAUUGUCCAGACUAUGCAUCCUCCCAUUGAAUUUCACAUUGAUCCUCUCAGGCCUUUGUUGCUCUCCACUACCAUCGCGCAGCGAAAAGGAUUCGGAUUCAGCAUCGCUUCCCUUCCUCCGCCUUCCAAAUACGACAAAAUCUACAAAAGUAUAGAGCGAGAUCCCUGGCAGGCAGAGUUGGCGAAGCUCUUCGAAGCUAGUCAGAUCAACAAUUGGAAGACACUCGUCCUCGAUCGUAAAGGUCCGCCUGCAGAAGGAAGCGAAAAGCAGCCACCUAGCCAACGACGUCAAUGUAGGCGCAGACACGUACCGGCAAAGGACGAGCUUGCCUCUUCACCACACGCCGAGACUAGUAGCGAAGAUGGCAGCGACUUUGAUCGUAGCCAAGCGAAUGCUCCAAGCAGGGUCAACUCUACCCCUCGCCCAGAGAAGAGCGUCGAGUCGGAUGCCUUCGACAGGAUGUACGAACAGUAUCAGACCUUCUACAUCGAGAAGCGCAAGAAAAAGAAAGCUCAAGUCGUCAAAGUGGUAGACAACGGGGCAUCGAGCCCUCCUCAAGUCGUGGUCAAUGAAGCGCCCAUCGGAGGUCUGGGUAGGACAUCCCUUCGAGGUCGAGCCUUCACCUCGUUCAUUCCUCCCAGCCGGUCUUACGGUACCUCAACAGCUGGUGUCAGCGGAUCUGGGCUUUCCUCAGAACCUUCAUCCAAGGAUGAGCCUCCUCGCCCCGACACACCGGGGUCGAUGUCGGACACCGACUACGUUGCCGAUUUGAGCUGCCCAGAAACUCCUCGCAAGGCCCGCCGCCAGACUAGGACGAUGACAAAGGGCGUCCUCACCCCCGUCUCUGACUAUGGCGAAGACCUCCACAGUUCGUCUCCUCGUAGCUCACUGGACAACACAGCACUCACCACGACCAACUCCCGCGGCAGCGGCAGCCGUGGAGAAGACGGUACUGUUGCGCCUGUCUCCAGAGUCAACAACACCUCCAGUGCGGAUCGAGAAGGACUACACUCGCACUCGCCGUCACUGAGCAAGAGCAGGAAGCACACCUCCGUCUUGCCCUUUGGUCGCAAGUCGACCCGUCAUGAUAGGGAGCAAGAGAAGGAAGCAAAGCAGUUCGACACUACCUCUGUGUCUGUCUCGAGCCCUGCCUCCCCUCCUGCCCCGGCUCGCUCCAGACAAAUCGCCCUGCCUCCAAUGGGCGCAGCAUGGGUGGACAGCUUGAUGCCAAGCCCCAUCAUCCCCUCUGCCCCGCCUAGCAGACCGCGCAAGUCCACUGGAUCGGGGAAGACUAUCAGCUCUGGUUCGAGCAAGACCGCGAGCUCGAAGGAGAAGGAGAAGGAAAAGGACAAAGACAAAGAAAAGGAGGGUGGAAGAUCGAAGCGUCGGAUGCUACCCCGCUUAGGUCUUGGAGGGGGAGGAGGCCGCACUUCUCUCGAUCCAGAAGGGGAGAGAGAGCGAGUCGAAGAUUGCCCCGAAGAGUCUCGCGAUAGCGAAGCUGCUGUGAGUCGCGCCGGAGAUGCUGCCGGUGACGCGCCCCUCGUCGACUCUCAUGAUCAGGAGCGAGAUCGGGCCGAGCUCUGCUCUAGUCCAGCGCAUGACCACGAUCACUACCUCACCGAUUCAACGCCGCGCUGCUCUUCUACAUUGCCGGACUAUGCCAGUGCUGUGAGUAGCGGUCCGUCCUUUGGUGAAAGUGUAGACGAGUCGAUUGAUGGCGAGACUGAGGAGACGUAGGGGCAUCGUUGACCGAUGUUGGGCUUUUUCGCUUUCAACACUCUGUUUCCCGUACAUUGCAUCUAUUUAUCGCUUCGCUUGGACAAUUGUCAUGGGCCACCGACAAGGACGUUCGUCGAUCGAAUUGCAGGGUGUGCGGCGUACAUGGGACUGUCUCUGCCUCGUCUUCUCGUAGGCAACUUGCUCAGUCCCGUUCCGAUGCUCUUCUCCACUUGUGCCUUCCGUCCGCUCCG